CGAAAGGAUGCUUUAAAAUUUUCAACCAACCUGUCACCGGUCGUUAAAUGCACUGCACAGUUCUAGUCGCAGGCUUCCCUGCUAGCUCCAUGCACUACUACUAUAUGCAGCGUUUCGGCCUCGCAAAAUCUGCAGCAGCUUAAACCUUUCGGUUACGAAUCGCCCGCGGCGCCGUUCUAAACCGCUCACUCAUUUGAAACCCACCUUCCCACUGAAGGAAUGCAGGCAUGGGCUAAUAGAGGCAGCUAUUGCCUGUCAUGCACUCUACGGCCAUUUUUCCGUUCAGGGGUACGGACAUUUACCACGACACCAGCCCUUCAGAGAUCGAAGCGGUCAUCGAAGAAGGCGCAAGAGGCCAAGCAGACCAAGGCCGACACUGUAUUUACCCUCCUCUUCGCUUCUACAGUGACCCUUAGAUUACUAACUGACCACCUUUGGAAUAGUCUCCAGCCAGACCUUCCUUGCGUUCAUCUACAAGAAGUGGAAGGCAGAAUGUUACCACUCCUGACUUCUCGAUCAUCGUGGCGACUCUACUGCAGGAGAUAAAAAAAGAAUUAGCAGAGAGAUCCGAAUCGUCGUUGACUGGGUGGCAGAGAUUCGAACGCUAUGUGAUGAACGCAUGCAAGCUGGAGGACCGAGGAACCAGGGCCUUGGGCACUUUACGGCAGCUGAAGCUCACAUUACAAAAGGCUUACAUAAAUUCCGGUACCAAGGGCCUAAGGGCUGAGCUAGAAUAUCUCCUGUAUGCGGAGGAUGUCACUUCGAAGUACUCUGUGCCCAACUUAGAACAGCAGGCGAGAGUGGCGGAUAUGCGUUUCCCAGCAGAGUGGUAUCCACAGGCGCGCUCCAUACAACGGACAAUACAUCUACACGUUGGGCCAACGAACUCGGGAAAGACUUAUCAGGCUUUGAAACGACUCGAGGCUAGCAAAAGUGGCUUCUAUGCUGGCCCCUUAAGAUUACUUGCGCAAGAGGUAUACCAUCGGUUUACAGCCAACGGAACCACAUGCAGCCUUGUCACGGGUGAUGAUGUCAAGAUCCCUGAGGUCGGGGUUUCACCAAUUGUGAGCAAUACGGUUGAGAUGGUUAAUUUAGGGCAAACGUAUGAUGUAGGAGUCAUCGAUGAAAUCCAAAUGAUCGGUGAUUCCAGACGCGGAUGGGCCUGGACGCGUGCUGUUCUUGGCGCGCGUGCUAAGGAGCUUCAUCUCUGUGGCGAGCAAAGGGUUGUUCCUUUGAUCCGGCAAAUCGCCGCUCUUACGGGAGACAAGCUCGAGAUUCACCGCUAUGAGCGACUAAAUCCUCUAAAGGUUAUGGACCGAAGUCUGAGGGGCGACCUGAAGAAUCUUCAAAAGGGGGACUGUCUGGUGGCCUUUUCUCGCCUUGGAAUACACGCCUUAAAAGCAGACAUUGAAAAGGUCACUGGGAAACGAGCAGCGAUCGUGUAUGGAAGCUUACCAGCCGAAAUCCGUACUCAGCAAGCCAGUCUCUUCAAUGACCCCAACAAUGAGUAUGACUAUUUGGUUGCUAGUGAUGCUAUUGGUAUGGGUCUCAACCUGAGCUGCAAGCGUGUGAUCUUCGAAACCCUGGUGAAAAGGGUGCCGGGUGGUCUUGUGAGGCUUUCCGUGCCUGAAAUUAAACAGAUUGCAGGACGCGCUGGUCGCUAUCGGUCGGCUGCUCAACAGGGAAAUGGAAACUCUGCCGAGGAUGACGGGACAAACGUCGGUUAUGUGUCAUCCCUAGAAGAGGUAGAUCUUCCUUAUAUCCACCAGGCAAUGGCAAUUGAGCCCCCUCCGAUCACUGCAGCUGGUCUGUUCCCCCCCGAACCUAUUUUCCAGAACUUCGCUGCAUACUUCCCACAGAGCAUUCCGUUGGAAUACAUUAUCAAACGUGUUAUAGAAGUCUCUCAAGUCCAUCCUUUGUUUUUCAUGUGCGACCCUCAUGGACAGUUAAGUAAUGCCGAGGUCAUAGACACUGUGAGCGGCUUGAGAUUCGAGGAUCAGAUGACUUUUAUGGCUGCUCCUAUGCAUACCCGGGAUAUCUCCUCGCGCGGUGUUGCCUGUGCAUUUGCGCAGUGUGUCGCCGAGCAUUCAGGAGGUCGCUUGCUGGACAUACCGGACUUAAACUUGGAGGUCUUGGAAGAGCCCGUGUCCGGAAACAAGGAAUACUUGCACGAUUUGGAGAUAUUGCACAAGUCUGUAAUCCUGUACUCGUGGCUCAGUUUCCGUUUCGGUGGAGUCUUCACAGACCGAACUCUUGCCGCCCAUGUGAAGGAGUUAGUCGAGGAGAGGAUGGUCAGGGCGCUGACUGAAUUCUCUGCUAACAAGAAACUGAGAAAGGACGCCUCACUUCGCCGCCAGAUCGCUUUGCAGAAGCAGAUCCAGGACCAUAAACGUUUACUUGCUGAAGCAGAUUUUGACUCUAUCGAGAGUGAAGACACGGCCUCAAUUGAUCUCUCCACUGAUAAUAACUCUUUAGAAAGGAUUGGUCCGGAGGCGCAAGCUGCAUAAUAUACAGUGCCUUCUUGAUUCUUAUAUCAUGAGUCUCGUUUGGACAAAUCAUCGCACUUUUCUCCCCUCUAGACUUUCUAGUCAUCACGAUGCAGCGGGAACGAUACAAGCUAAAGCUUUAUCGUACGGACUGAAUGAUACACGGUCGUUAUUGGACGAUAGGAACUGGAUCUAGGUGUACCAUAUAAGUGUAAAUUAAUUGUAUAUUAAAUCAGUACAUAGAAUCAGGGCGUGCAAAAAAUCAAGGCAAAUAACCAUGAUUUAUAGAUAUGCUCCGUAACCACCAUCUCAAUACAAGUUGGCUUAUCUUAUCAGUGGCAAGUGGU
Messenger RNA from Aspergillus alliaceus, 2833 nucleotides. RefSeq names its product ATP-dependent RNA helicase SUV3. NCBI's taxonomy places the organism in Eukaryota, Fungi, Ascomycota, Eurotiomycetes, Eurotiales, Aspergillaceae. The transcript has 2 exons. Gene Ontology annotation, molecular function: RNA helicase activity; ATP binding; hydrolase activity, acting on acid anhydrides. The coding region runs from base 612 to 2507 and encodes 631 amino acids. Gene Ontology annotation, biological process: mitochondrial RNA 3'-end processing; RNA catabolic process. Gene Ontology annotation, cellular component: mitochondrial degradosome. The record is from RefSeq and is a predicted model, not a curated record.